This is a messenger RNA of Ceutorhynchus assimilis (cabbage seed weevil), 1006 nucleotides long. The record is from the annotation of a GenBank genome assembly. NCBI's taxonomy places the organism in Eukaryota, Metazoa, Arthropoda, Insecta, Coleoptera, Curculionidae.
GAGUGGACACGGGUCAGAGAUUGACAUAAACGAUAAACGACAUAUUCCAUUUUUAUUGGCAUAAUAAUUAAUUUUUAAAAGAAAAUAUUGAAUUUUUUUCCAUUACCUAAGUCCAUUAUUGAAAAACCAAAUCUCCUUUGUUAAAAUAUUUUUUCAUAACUCUAUUUGCCAUUAUACCAUACCAUUAAUUUCGUCACCUAGCUGUUGCUGUCAAUUUAAAAGUUUAUUAAUUAAAAACAAUUCCAAAUGUCCCGUAAAUAUUGCACCCGAGGGGCCACAUCUCGUUUAAGGCAAGAUUAUUUAAGAUUGAAGAAGGACCCAAUACCUUAUGUCAACGCUGAACCUUUACCAAAUGAUAUUUUAGAAUGGCAUUACGUGGUCUCAGGUCCAGAAGACAGUCCUUACGAAGGAGGUUACUAUCAUGGUAAACUUGUUUUCCCAGCAGACUUUCCUUUUAAACCGCCAUCGAUUUAUAUGAUUACUCCAAAUGGACGAUUUAAAACCAACAGGAAACUUUGUUUGAGUAUUUCCGAUUUUCAUCCGGACACUUGGAAUCCUGCUUGGAGUGUAUCAACAAUUCUUACUGGACUUUUGAGCUUUAUGUUGGAAAAAAGUCCAACUUUGGGAAGUAUUGAAACUGCCGACUAUGAUAAACGUAAAUUUGCUUAUCGUUCGCUCGAAUACAAUUUGAAAGACUCACAAUUUUGUGAGCUUUUUCCAGAAACGGUUGAAAAAAUUACUGUUGAACUUGAAAAACGCAAUAACAUCGAUAAAACAACGACCGAAAAUAAUCAGUACAAUUUGGCAACACCAGUUUCAAAUUUACAGUCUUGUCUAACAAAUUUAUGCGUGAUAAUUGGUUUUGCUGCAUUUACCUUGGUGGCCAAGUACGUAUGGAAAAGUUCCAUAGCUGAAAUGGAAGAUUAAAGUUUAAUUUGUUUAAAUUUCUUGUUUUUAAAAGUAUUAUUUUGUUAUUUGCUUAAUAAAUUUUUCUAAUUGGUUAAAG